AUGGCGGAUUGUCUCGAGCGUAUGUCAACCACCAAUAGCCUCGAGGAUAAACCCAGUUUGAGCUCAAUUCGUGAUAAAUUAACCACUUUUGAGAACUCCAUGCUAAAUUCGAAGAUUAAGCAGAGAGAAGAGGAUGAUAUUAAGUUUAAUAGAAUACAUGAUACUUUGUCAAGUUUGAACGAUCAGCUUGUGAAAGAAUCUAAUGAUAGGGUUUUAUCAAGGGAAACACUCAAAAAAAUGACCGAAGAUGCUGCAAACAGGAUGUUAAACAAUGUUCAGAAUAAGUUAAAUAAAAAGGUACACCUUCUGGCUGAGAAAUUGGACGUUUUAAUCGACAAAUGUGUAACACUAGAGAAUUCAGUGAAUGAAUUGGAUCAAAAGUUAAAUAAAAACGCUUACUUUGAGAUGGUUGAAAACGACAUAAAUGAAUUAGAGAGCAGUAUCAAGAAUGACAUUAUAUCUAAGGCCGAUAAGGACACCAGCAUAUUGGAUAAAAUAUGCUACUUGCAGAAUACUAAUAAAAUCAAAAUCAACGACAACAACUUAUGGAACAAUGAGUGUGUAAAUGAGAUUAGAAACAAUAUUAGCCAAAUUAAACAAACUUUUGAAAACGAGAACGAAGUAUUUUACAACUACAUAACCAAUGAACUGAAUAAUAUUAAAUACGCUCUUGAGGCCACAAGCACUGCUAGGAAGCAGUCUGAUCAGCACAUACUACAGGCUAUUGAUCAAAUGAUGUCAUUUUCAUUGCAACUCAAGAAAAGGAAUUAA
Theileria orientalis strain Shintoku is the source of this 771-nucleotide messenger RNA. RefSeq lists its product as uncharacterized. Gene Ontology annotation, molecular function: structural constituent of cytoskeleton. NCBI's taxonomy places the organism in Eukaryota, Apicomplexa, Aconoidasida, Piroplasmida, Theileriidae. The coding region runs from base 1 to 771 and encodes 256 amino acids. The record is from RefSeq and is a predicted model, not a curated record. The transcript is spliced from 7 exons.